AUGAAUGCAGCAGGUCAACUUCAAGCUGCUGGUGGGCAGUCUGAGGUCAGACAGGAAGAUGAAAACCAGGAAAAGAAACAGGGAAAUGUGUUGGAGGUGAAUCCUGAAGACUCGGUGAGUCAGUGUGUCAGCCAUACUAGCUCUGCUUCGUCAGCCAUGUUGAAAGCUAUGUCCAGAAAGGCAGCCCUAGCAGCUGAAGCAGCUGCUAUAGAAGAACGCCAACAGCUAGAACUUGAGGAAUUUCAACUAACGCAGCGUAAGUUGAGAUUAUCGAUGCAGACGAAGCUCAGGGUUGCAGAAGCAGAAGAACAGAUAUACCUUGAGUUUGAGAAUAAGAAGUUAGGAAUAAGCUUUCCUGAGAAAGAACAGGAUGAAACCUUACCAUACACUCCUGGCAAGGUGGUGACAGAGACUGUUGUUCCUACUAAGUCUACAAAGCGUAAGCCUAUCACAGCAGAUAGGUCUGACCAUGGACAACCGCUGACCAUGAGUGAUGAUUCAGAUGUAGUCACCCUACUGAAGGAAGGACAACAGGAGCAACGCCGUCUUUGGGAGGUGAUGCAGCUGCCUAAGGCCGAGUUGACGCCUUAUGACGGAAAUCCCCUAGAAUUUUGGGAGUUCUGGCGGAGUUUCGAGGACAACAUUGACUCUAGUUCGUGCGGAGAUAGGACGAAGCUAACUCGCCUCUUAUACUAUUGUCGAGGGGAACCUAAGAGACGUUUGAGUCCUUGCUUAUUAAUGAACGCAUCACAAGGAUAUUCAACAGCAAAGCGACUUCUGAUUGAAAGAUUUGGAGACCCAGUUGUCAUCACAGACUCCUGGAUGAAGAAGAUAACAUCUGGGAAGCAGAUUGGCCCUCGUGACAAGAAAGGUCUAAGAGAGCUGGCAGAUGACAUGAGUGUCUGCCUUAUGUCGUUUCAAGCAAUGGGAUUCGAACAGGAACUCUCCCCUCAGAAGGUGCUUCUCCCACUGGCGGAGAGACUGCCUUUCCAUUUAAAAGGGAAGUGGCUGAGCAGAGUUGGAGCGAUUCGGCGCCAGGAGAGAAUCCCAAGAUUUGAAGAUCUGAUGUACUUUGUGCAGGAGGCUGCGCAGGAAGUUAAUGACCCGGUGUAUGGAGAGCUGAUGUCUGGUCAGAGUGAGCAACGCACGCCUUCUCGAAGUGGGAAGUCAAAGGGCUCCUUCUCUACAUCUUCCACUGCAAAGCCUGUUGAACUACAUGUAGAGUGUUUCCAGUGCAAGGGUAACCAUAGGCUGUGGGAUUGUAAGCAGUUUAAGGACUUGCCUCCUAAGGAUAGAAUGCGGUUAGCAAGGAAUAAGGGACUGUGUUUUAACUGUCUAAGACGAGGUCAUAUGAUAGGAGCAUGUAGUAGCAAGAGGACUUGCUCAGUAGAUGGUUGCACAAGGAAGCACAAUAAGCUUCUCCAUAUGACAGAACCUGAUGGCGGCACACAAAAUAGAAAUGUGGAGCAAGAAGCCUCCUGUAGUUCCACAGGGGCCGGCAGGAAAAGUGUGCUCCCUAUAGUGCCUGUGAGGGUGAAGGCAGAAGGCUGCCAAGUUAUGCUGUGGACAUAUGCAUUGCUGGACCAAGGGUCAACAAGUACAUUUUGUUCAGCAAGUUUAGCAAGGUCACUCGGUGCUAAGGGAGUCAAAGGGAAGCUUCUACUAACGACCCUUGAUCGUAAAGAAAGUACUGUCCACACUGAAGCCGUCAGUUUGGUUGUGGACUCCGGAGAUAACAGCAAGCAGAUCAAGAUGUUAUGUGUGUACACAAAGGAAAAUAUCAACGUCAAGGGUGUACACAUGGCCACAGUCGAUGACAUCAAAGGACUGACCCACCUAAGAGGGAUUGACAUCCCUGUGGCCACUGAAGAUGAGGUGGGAUUGGUCAUCGGUCAAGACGUCCCAGAAGCUCUGAUGCCUCUAGAGGUUAGACAUGGAGAGAAAGGACCAUACGCAGUAAGGACGUGCCUUGGGUGGUCACUCCAUGGUCCGCUCAGCCGAGCAUGUGAAAUGAACACUCCAGUGUAUGCUACGAACACCUUCAUCGAAGGAGAUCUGUGCCUCGAGAGACAGUUAGAGAGGUUCUGGAAGCUUGAGACCCCUGAUCCUUACAAGGAAGAGAGAGCUAUGUCAAGGAAUGAUGUCAAGGCCUUGGCAGAGUGGGAGCAGGGCAUCUGCAUAGAGGAAGGUCAUUAUCAGCUCCCUAUCCCGUUCAAGAAGAGACCUCCAGAUCUCCAGAAUAACCGAUGGUUGGCUGAAAGGAGACUCCAAAGUCUUGGAAGAAAGCUUAGUCAGAGUGAUGGUCUCCUUCAGAAGUAUACAGAUGGCAUGGCAGACCUUUUGAAGAAGGGAUAUGCAGAGGAGAUCAAUGAACUUGACAGUAAGAAGGAAUGCGAAUGGUAUUUGCCACAUCACCCGGUAUUCCAUCCCCAGAAACCGGGAAAAGUGAGAAUAGUCUUCGAUUGUGCAUCAGCAUGGAAAGGUUUGUCACUGAAUGAUGUGGUUAAUCAGGGACCAGAUCUGACUAACAAGCUGAUCGGAGUGCUGUUGAGGUUUAGAACUGCGCCAGUGGCUUUGAUGGCAGACAUUGAAGCGAUGUUUCAUCAAGUUCGUGUGCCAGCACCAGACCGAGAUGUACUAAGAUUCUUAUGGUGGCCAACAGGUGACUUGAAGGAAGAUCCAUGUGUCUACAGAAUGUGUGUGCACUUAUUCGGUGGGACUUGGAGUCCCAGCUGCUGUAGCUAUGCCUUACGACGCACAGCUGAAGACAACAAGGGUGAAUUCUCUCCUGAAGCAGUAAAGGCAGUGACUAGGAAUUUCUAUGUGGACGACUGCUUAAUCUCCACUAAGGAUGAGGGAGAUGCCAUACGACUAGCACAAGAAUUGAAAGGCCUGCUAGAGAAGGGAGGCUUUAACCUGAUCAAGUGGACAAGUAACAACCGCAAAGUUGUGGAAGCCAUCCCAGUGGAGGAUAGAAGUAAACAAGUUAAGGACUUAGAUCUUAGCAAGGAAGCACUACCAGUUGAAAGAGCCCUGGGGAUCAAAUGGGAUGUGCAAGAGGACCGUCUAGAGUACAAGACAUUGAUAAAGGAGAAACCACUGACAAGAAGGGGUUUGCUUAGCAUUGUGUCAAGCAUUUAUGACCCGCUUGGCUACCUGAGUCCCUUUAUCUUGAGAGCUAAGCUGUUGAUGCAGAAGUUAGCAACAAAGAAGUUAGGAUGGGAUGACCCAAUUCCAGAUGUUGGACUGCAGUUAUGGCAGCAGUGGGUAAAGCAACUUCCUGAAGUAGAAAACUUCAAGGUGCCAAGAUGUGUGGUUCCUGCAGGAUAUGGUGCCAAGACAGAGCAUCAGUUACAUCACUUUGCUGAUGCAUCCGAAGAUGCCUAUGGAGCGGUGACAUACCUGGUGGUAAGGAACUCUAAAGGGCAAGUCUGUAGCAGUCUUGUCUUUGCCAAGUCUCGCCUCGCUCCAGUGAAGAAGACUACGAUUCCUCGUCUCGAAUUGAUGGCUGCUACUGUUGCGGUGAAGUCAGAUGUCUUAGUGAGGAGAGAACUGGAUCUACCACUAAAAGACUCUGUGUUCUGGACUGACAGCAUGAUUGUAUUGGCAUACAUUAAGAAUGAAGACAAAAGGUUUCACACCUUUAUUGCCAAUAGACUGUCUAUGAUUCACUCUGCCAGUGAUGUAAAGCAGUGGCAUCAUGUCAACACGAAAGAGAAUCCGGCUGAUGACGUCAGUAGAGGCAUGAGUGCUAGGGAUCUCGUGGCUAGUGAGAGAUGGCUUCAUGGGCCAAAAUUCAUCCUGUUGACUGAAGAGCAGCAGAGCCAAGAUCCAGAAGCUGAUGAUAUCCUACUAAACGAUGAUCCUGAAGUAAAAACUGUGAAGGCUUAUGCCGCUGAGACUGAUGUUGAUGUACCAAUUGCGGCUACUGAUGAACUGUUGAGCUACUUUUCAGAUUGGUGCAAACUAAAGAAGGCAGUAGCUAGAAUCUUGCAGUUUCGGGGAUAUCUUCUGUGCAAGGUGCGGAAGGAGGUAUUUGACUGUAAGGUGCUUCUUACAGUGGAUGACAUGAGAGAGGCUGAGCAGGCAAUCCUGAAAUAUGUUCAGCGCCUGGCAUACCCAGCUGAAUACCAGGCAAUUGAGGAGAAGCCAGCCUUGAAUGGAAAGCAGAGGGCUAGUAAGUUGAAGAAGUCCAGCCCUCUCUAUAAGUUAGACCCAAUGAUGAGCAGAACUGGGUUGCUGUGUGUUGGAGGCCGCCUUAGGAAUGCAGAGCUGAGUGACGAGAUGAAGCAUCCCAUCAUCUUACCACCCAAGCAUCACGUGGUAACACUGUUAGUGAGACAUGUUCAUGACAUGGGACAUUUAGGCAGAGAGCAUGUCCUAUCGAUGCUGAGGCAGCGAUUCUGGUUGAUCAGAGGGAGGUCUACUGUGCGACAGGUGAAACGGGACUGUUUUAAGUGUAAACGCCUGUCGUCUCCAACUCUCGGGCAGAAGAUGGCUGAUUUACCUAGUGAUCGUGUGGCGUUUGACAAGCCACCAUUUACUAAUGUUGGAGUGGACUGCUUUGGCCCUUAUCUUGUCAAACAGGGCAGAAGCCAAGUGAAGAGAUAUGGCUGUAUCUUCACUUGCCUAUGUGUGAGAGCCGUGCACAUAGAGAUCUUGCAUUCUAUGGACACUGAUUCAUUUCUGAACGCUCUUCAUCGAUUCAUGGCUCGCCGUGGAAGACCAGAGCUCAUCAGAUCUGACAACGGCACAAAUUUCGUCGGAGCAGAGAGAGAGCUGCGAGAGGGGUUAAGUAGAUGGAACCAGCAGAGAAUUCAUGACCAUCUACUCCAGAAAGGCAUUGAAUGGAGGUUUAACCCACCAGCGGCCUCGCACAUGGGUGGAUGUUGGGAACGCCAGAUAAGAACGACGAAGAAGGUGCUCGGUGCCUUGAUGAGACAGCAAGUGCUGUCUGACGAGAACUUAUCAACGCUGAUGUGUAAGGUGGAGUCCAUCAUCAACGGGCGCCCUCUGACGGUAGUGUCGGAUGAUGCGGUGGAUCCAGAACCCCUCACUCCGAAUCAUUUGCUCCUGCUGCGGGGUAAUGGUACUGGGCCGCCUGACCUCUUCGAGGCACGAGAUGUGUAUAGCAGGCGACGAUGGAGACAGGUUCAGUACCUUAGUGACAUUCUGGCAGAGAUGGAGGAAAGAGUAUCUUCCUACACUCCAAGCGCGACAAAGGUGGAACGAGCGUGA
Messenger RNA from Strongylocentrotus purpuratus (purple sea urchin), 5238 nucleotides. RefSeq lists its product as uncharacterized. Gene Ontology annotation, molecular function: nucleic acid binding. Gene Ontology annotation, biological process: DNA integration. The coding region runs from base 1 to 5238 and encodes 1745 amino acids. The transcript has a single exon. Lineage: Eukaryota; Metazoa; Echinodermata; Echinoidea; Camarodonta; Strongylocentrotidae. The record is from RefSeq and is a predicted model, not a curated record.